Tilletiopsis washingtonensis is the source of this 3363-nucleotide messenger RNA. RefSeq lists its product as hypothetical. Gene Ontology annotation, biological process: proteolysis. Bases 165 to 3338 code for a protein of 1057 amino acids. The transcript is spliced from 10 exons. Gene Ontology annotation, molecular function: serine-type endopeptidase activity; dipeptidyl-peptidase activity. Lineage: Eukaryota; Fungi; Basidiomycota; Exobasidiomycetes; Entylomatales. The record is from RefSeq and is a predicted model, not a curated record.
GCUUCGUGACCGCUACCACCCUCGCCUCGCUCUCGAUACCCCACGCUCGCACGCUUUCUCCACUACUGACCGCACACUCGAAGCUCGCAGCAACCAGGCGCCCAUUCACCGCCCUGCGCCGGUGCAGCACUUGACACCAGCCUCGCAGCGCCUGGUGCGCCAGCAUGUCGCUGCCCGCGCCCUUUCCCGUGCCCUCGCCGUCGCAGAUGGAGCGCCGCGAGUCGGCAGCCUCGACGGUCUCCUCUGCCUCGGCACACUCGCUCGCCACGCUGGCCGGCGACGACGACGACGACGCCACGCUGCACUCGCUGCACGCCUACCCGCAGCAGGGCAGCGGCGCCAAGUACCGCGACAACGAGGAGGAGGAGGAGGGCGAGGAGCGCGCGCUGCUGAAUGAGGAGCGCGAUGUCGAGAGCAUGCGCUCGGCACGCGACGAGAAGCAACCGCCAAGCAAGCUGCAGCUCGCACGCACACGGCGCACCGGCUUGCUCGUCUUUGGCGGCGUCAUCCUGGUGCUGCUGGCAGCCGUGCCCGUGCUCACGUGGCUCUCGUCGGGCACCUCGCGCCGCCUGAUGGUCAACAUUGUGCCGGACGACAGCUGGCUGCUGUCCACGCCGGCGCGCGCUCGGCCGCCGCGAGUGCAUGCCAGCAAGGUGCCGUCCAGCACGAACGACGCGGCGGGCAAGUGGGGUCUGGGCAACGCGCCCAGCUUCAAGUUCGACUUUGCCGUGCCUGGCUGGCGUGAUGCUGCCGGCGUGGAUGCGCAGCUGGGCACUUCUGUGUCCAAGGACAAGAAGCUCAAGCUCAUCGGCAUGGACGAGGUGUUCAACGGCACGUUCUCUGCGCGCCAGGACAGCAUCACGUGGUGUGCCGAGGACCCGGACGAGGGCGUCUUCAGCUACAUCGACCCCGCCACGAGCGACAUCAUCCUCGAGGAUGUGACGCACCUGCGCCGCAACCGCACGGGCAAGGGAGAGGUGGCCAAGGGCGGCGGCAAGGUGACGUAUGUGCGCCGCCAGGACGUCAAGGACCAACACGGCCAGUACAUCAACUGGAACAGCUUCCUCAUCAGCCCCGACAUGACCAAGGUGCUCUUCUUCACCGACCGGACGCAGCAGUGGCGGCACUCUGCGCGCUCCAACGUCUGGCUGCACCACGUGCAGGCAAAGACGACGGAGCCGCUCGGCGGCGGCCCGCACUAUCCGCCGCGCAUUCAAACGGCCUCGUGGGCGCCACGAGGCGCAACUGGCAAGGCGGAUGCAGCGCUGGCGUACGUCAUGGGCAACGAUCUCUACGUGCAGAUGCCGGACGGCAAGCCGCUGCGCGUCACAAACGACGGCACGUCGCAGGUCUUCAAUGCCGUGCCGGACUGGGUGUACGAGGAGGAGGUUGUGGCAGCGGACACCACAUACUGGUGGUCGCCGUCCGGCACCAAGCUGGCGUAUCUGCGCCUCGACGAGACUGCGGUGCCAGUCUACUCGUUCCCGAUCUACAAUCCCUCGGGCGGCAUGGCCGGCCAGACGACGCCGUACCUCUCGCAGACAGACAUGAAGUACCCCAAGCCCGGCUUCCCAAAUCCGAUCGUCAGCGCUCACGUCGUCGACGUUGCGCGCCUGGCGUCCGGCGCGACUGCAGACGAGGCCAAAGUCGAGCUGCGCAGCCCGCCAGCGGCGCGGAUGCGCGCCUCGAAGGAGGACGCGGACGUCGAUACGGCGGUGGACGAUGAGCAUCGCCUGAUUGCCGAGGUGACGUGGACUGGAGGCGACGACCUGCUGCUGCGCGAGACGAACCGCGAGAGCGACAUUGCGCGGCUCGUCCACUUCGACCUGUCUCGCAGCGCUGGCAGAGGCUCUUCAGUGCUCGGUGGCAUUGUGCGCCGCCGGGAUACGCGCAAGGAGCCGGGCUGGAUCGCACAUGGCCAAGAGAAGGUCGCGCUUGGCGGCGCCGACUCGACGAGCUAUCUCGACGUGCUGCCAGACGCAGCUGGCUUCCGGCACCUGGCCUACUUUGCCAAUGCCACGCAGCAGACGCCGCUCUUCCUCACCGAGGGCGAGUGGGAGAUUGACCGCCUCUUGCACGCCGACGUCACGCGGCACAAGGCCUACUUCCUCGCGGCGAGGCCGACGCCGGCCAGCCGGCAUGUCUACUCGGUCGACUUGCCCAAGCGCGCUGGCGAGGGCUACCGCGCCAAGGCGCCCGUGCCGCUGACCGACGACAAGCAGCCGGCAUACUUUGACGCCACAUUCGACCCCAAGGGCGCCUACUACCUGCUCUCGAACAACGGGCCCGACGUGCCGUCGGUGCGCGUGCGCGGCAUCGAUGAUGCCGGCUUUGAGCUGGUGCUGACGGAGAACGUGGAGCUGCGCAACACGAUUGCGCGCUAUGCGCGGCCGCAGAGCGUGUUCUACACUGUCAGAACGGCCGACGGCGCCGAGGUGAGCGUGCACGAGAUGCGGCCGCACGACUUUGAUGCGUCGGGCCAGACGCGCUACCCGGUCCUGCUGGCGCCGUACGGCGGGCCCAACAGCCAGGUCGUCAAGGCCGACUGGGGCAUGAGUGACUGGGGCGUCUUUCUCGCCUCGUCGCUCGGCUACGUCGUGUGCAAGAUCGACGGCCGCGGCACGGGCCUGCGCGGCCGCAAAUACCGCACGCCCGUCACCGGCCGCCUGGGCAGCGUCGAGGCCGAGGACAUGAUAGGCGCGAUGCGCGAGAUGCGCAAGCUGCCGUACGUCGACGAGGCGCGCGCGGGCAUCUGGGGCUGGAGCUUCGGCGGCUACCUCACGAGCAAGGUGCUGGAGCGCGACGCGGGCGUCUUUUCGCUCGGCAUGGCCGUGGCGCCGGUGAGCCGCUGGGAGUUCUACGACUCGAUCUACACGGAGCGCUACAUGAAGCAGCCGGCCAACAACCGGCAGGGCUACGAGAAUGCCUCGGUGCACAUCACCGACGGCUUCCGGCACGCCCAGUACCUGCUGGCGCAGGGCUCGGGCGACGACAAUGUGCACUUUGAGAGCUCGGCACAUCUGCUCGACAUGCUCCACGCCGCCAAGAUCCGCAACUUUUCCUUCCGCAUGUUCACCGACUCGGCGCACUCGAUCAGCACGCGCGGCGCCUAUCGCGAGCUGCACGAGUUCCUCACGCGCUUCCUCGUCGCGGCGUGGGGCGCCGGCGGCCUGCGGCGCUUCGACGGGCAGGCGGGCCACCGCGUCACGCGGCGCGCCCUGGCGGAGGCGUCGCAGGAGCGCCGAGACGAGGAGCGCCAGGCGCGCGAUAUUGCGGCGGUGCACGAACAUGUGGCGCUGCAGAGGCGCAUCGUGGAUCGCGCUGGACGUGACCCGUGAAAAAGACAAUAGCAUUAUGACGCAC